Molecule: messenger RNA, 1951 nt
Organism: Homalodisca vitripennis (glassy-winged sharpshooter)
Lineage: Eukaryota; Metazoa; Arthropoda; Insecta; Hemiptera; Cicadellidae
Product: CAAX prenyl protease 1 homolog
Exons: 7
Coding region: 169-1491 (440 amino acids)
Biological process (GO): CAAX-box protein processing
Cellular component (GO): endoplasmic reticulum membrane
Molecular function (GO): metalloendopeptidase activity
Source: RefSeq, a predicted model, not a curated record
CAUUCUAUCCUCCUCCUAUUCCUGAAUCCUGAUACGUUAUUUUAUUUAACGACCAUCUCUUGUUUCCGCUAGAAUAGUACAAAAAUUUGGUUAAGUUAGCGUUCUUAAUAAAUAAGUAAGAGUUAAGUUAUGUUUAAAUAUUGAAAUUUUAAGGUUUUUUUAGUAAUAAUGAUAACAGAAGACCUAAUACAGUAUGGAAUUUUAACUUUUACUUGGCUUGAAUUUCUUUGGGAAUUGAAUUUAGCCUUUCGUCAGCAUAAAAUUUAUUGCUAUAUGACAUCAACGCCUCAUGAACUACAAGAAAUAAUAGACAAACCCACUUAUGAUAAAGCCAGACUUUAUGGGCUAGACAAAAGCAGAUUUUCCAUGAUAAAAGAAUUUUACUCCAUCGUGAUUACUACUGGCUUAAUACUACUUGAUGGACUGGUGUUCUUCUGGGUACAAGCUGGUGCCCUUACACAUUUUCUUGGGUUUGAAGAGAGCGAAAUUCUGAAGAGUGCCGCAUUUUUACUUUUAAUUAACACUUUCAACACUAUUACUUCUUUGCCAUUUAGUAUUUAUCACCACUUUGUCUUAGAGGAAAAACAUGGAUUCAAUAAACAGACAGCAGGGUUCUACGCCAAAGACAAGUUGAAAGGCUACCUGAUCUCACAACUGAUAUCGAUGCCCCUGAUCUGUGCUGUGGUGUACAUUGUCAAGGUUGGAGGGGACUAUUUCUUCCUUUACUUGUGGCUAUUUGCCAUGGCGACCACCUUCUUCCUUCUGACCAUCUAUCCUGACUACAUCGCCCCAUUGUUCGACAAGUAUACUCCACUGCCGGACGGAGAACUCAAGACACGCAUCGAACAACUGGCUGCCAGUAUCCACUUUCCCCUCUACAAGCUGUAUGUUGUUGAAGGUUCCAAGAGAUCAGUACACAGCAAUGCUUACUUUUUUGGAUUUUUUAAGAACAAACGGAUUGUGCUUUUUGACACUUUAUUGAAAGAUUAUUCUUCACCCAACAAUACAGAAAGUGAGGAAGUUGAAGACAAGAAAGGGUGUGACAAUGAGGAGGUUUUAGCAGUAUUAGGCCAUGAGCUUGGUCACUGGAAACUCAACCAUGUGGUGAAAAACAUUAUUAUCAUGCAGGUGAAUCUUCUUCUGCUGUUUCUUUCAUUUGGCUAUUUAUUCAAGCACAAAGUACUUUACAGAGCGUUCGGAUUCUACGAUGAGGAACCUGUUAUUAUUGGCCUUCUAAUUGUGUUGGUCUACAUAUUCUCUCCAUACAAUGCGGUUCUAAGCUUCGCAAUGACAUUCCUGAGCAGGAGAUUCGAGUUUCAAGCAGAUGCUUUCGCCAAGUCUCUGGGCAAGGCCGGGUAUUUACGCAGUGCUUUGAUUAAGCUAAACAGAGACAACCUCGGGUUCCCUGUGUAUGACUGGUUGUAUUCAAUGUGGCACCAUUCCCACCCACCGCUGCUGGAGCGACUCAAGGCUCUCGACAAGACAGACUAGCGGAUUUAUCACAUCUGUUGUAUUAAUAUAGUAGCGGAUCUAUCACAUCUGUGUUAUUAAUAUAGUAUUAAACAUUUUUAAUAAAGUAUUUGUACCUAAUUCGCUCAAGUCUUUUGUUGUUACUUGUGUAUUUCUCUUUCUUUAUAUUAUUUAUUUACGUAAAUAGAGAUAUUUUCUAGUGAACACUUUUCCAACAACUGUGGAUGGCUGAAAAGAGAAAAUUUAAAAUUGUAAGACUGAAGGAAAUAUCAAAUAGUAGAUGUAUAAUUUUAGUAUUUUUGAAAUGUACUAAAUAUUGAUGUUAAUCUAAGUCAUAAGAUAAGCAGUCUUUGUUUUGAUAUAUAAUUGAUACUUUACUGUACUUAUAUUUUUUUUACUGAAAUAUGUAGCUUAAGAAAUGAACUGUAUGAGAGGUCUGGUUGACCAUAAUAUUGCUCUGAAUAAAGUUAUUUUAAAUCGA